This is a messenger RNA of Camelus dromedarius (Arabian camel), 5735 nucleotides long. RefSeq names its product GLI family zinc finger 2 (gene GLI2). Gene Ontology annotation, cellular component: nucleus. Gene Ontology annotation, molecular function: DNA-binding transcription factor activity, RNA polymerase II-specific; RNA polymerase II cis-regulatory region sequence-specific DNA binding. The transcript has 12 exons. The record is from RefSeq and is a predicted model, not a curated record. Bases 48 to 4553 code for a protein of 1501 amino acids. Gene Ontology annotation, biological process: smoothened signaling pathway; regulation of transcription by RNA polymerase II. NCBI's taxonomy places the organism in Eukaryota, Metazoa, Chordata, Mammalia, Artiodactyla, Camelidae.
UUCCGCCGCAUCUUCUGCCACCGUUCCACGCUCCCUUACCGAUUGACAUGAGACACCAGGAGGGGAGGUACCAUUACGAGCCUCCCUCUGUCCACGGCGUACACGGGCCUCCUGCCCUGAGUGGCAGCCCUGUCAUCUCUGAUAUCUCCUUGAUCCGGCUUUCCCCACACCCUGCUGGCCCUGGGGAGUCUCCCUUCAACGCCCCCCACCCCUACGUGAGCCCCCACAUGGAACAUUACCUUCGUGCCGUGCAUGGCAGCCCCACGCUCCCCACCAUCUCUGCGGCCAGGGGCCUCAGCCCCGCUGACGUGGCCCACGAACACCUUAAGGAGAGGGGACUGUUUGGCCUCCCCGCUCCAGGCACCAACCCCUCAGACUAUUACCACCAGAUGACCCUCAUGGCGGGCCACCCCGCGCCAUAUGGGGACCUGCUGAUGCAGAGCGGGGGUGCUGCCAGUGCACCCCAUCUCCAUGACUACCUCAAUCCAGUGGAUGUGUCACGUUUCUCCAGCCCCCGGGUGACACCCCGCCUGAGCCGCAAGCGGGCGCUGUCCAUCUCCCCGCUCUCGGAUGCCAGCCUCGACCUGCAGCGCAUGAUCCGAACCUCGCCCAACUCGCUGGUGGCCUACAUCAACAACUCGCGCAGCAGCUCGGCCGCCAGCGGCUCCUACGGGCACCUGUCGGCCGGUGCCCUCAGCCCAGCCUUCACCUUCCCCCACCCCAUCAACCCCGUGGCCUACCAGCAGAUCCUGAGCCAGCAGAGGGGCCUGGGCUCCGCUUUUGGACACACACCACCCCUGAUCCAGCCCUCACCCACCUUCCUGGCCCAGCAGCCCAUGGCCCUCGCCUCCAUCAAUGCCACGCCCACCCAGCUCAGUAGCAACAGCAACUGUCUGAGCGAUGCCAACCAGCAGAGCAGUGAGUCAGCUGUGAGCAGCACUGUCAACCCCAUCGUCAUUCACAAGCGCAGCAAGGUCAAGACGGAGGCUGAGGGCUUGCAGCCAGCCUCCCCAUUGACCCUGACACAGGAGCAGCUGGCUGACCUUAAGGAAGACCUGGACAGAGACGACUGUAAGCAGGAGGCCGAGGUGGUCAUCUACGAGACCAAUUGCCACUGGGAAGACUGCACUAAGGAGUAUGACACCCAGGAGCAGCUGGUGCAUCACAUCAACAAUGAACACAUCCAUGGGGAGAAGAAGGAAUUCGUGUGCCGCUGGCAGGCCUGCACACGGGAGCAGAAGCCCUUCAAGGCGCAGUACAUGCUGGUGGUGCACAUGCGCCGGCACACGGGCGAGAAGCCCCACAAGUGCACGUUUGAGGGCUGCUCGAAGGCCUACUCUCGCCUGGAGAACUUGAAGACACACCUUCGGUCCCACACCGGGGAGAAGCCGUAUGUGUGCGAGCACGAGGGGUGCAACAAAGCCUUCUCCAACGCCUCGGACCGCGCCAAGCACCAGAACCGCACCCACUCCAAUGAGAAACCGUACAUCUGCAAGAUCCCAGGCUGCACCAAGAGAUAUACGGACCCCAGUUCUCUCCGGAAGCACGUGAAAACGGUACACGGCCCAGAUGCUCAUGUCACCAAGAAGCAGCGCAAUGACGUGCACCUCCGCGCCCCCCUGCUCAAGGAGAACGGAGACCACGAGGCCAGUGCCGAGCCCAGCAGGGGCUCCGAGGAGAGCGCUGAAGCCAGCAGCACCAGCCAGGCUGUGGAGGACUGCUUGCACGUCAAAGCCAUCAAGACGGAGAGCUCCGGGCUGUGUCAGUCCAGCCCUGGGGCUCAGUCUUCCUGCAGCAGCGAGCCCUCUCCCCUGGGCAGUGCCCCCAACAAUGACAGCGGCGUGGAGAUGCCAGGCACAGGGCCGGGGAGCCUGGCUGACCUGACAGCUCUGGAUGACACGCCGCCAGGGGCUGACGCCUCUGCCCUGGCAGCGCCCUCUGCCGGUGGCCUGCAGCUGCGCAAACACAUGACCACCGUGCACAGGUUCGAGCAGCUCAAGAAGGAGAAGCUCAAGUCGCUCAAGGAUUCCUGCUCAUGGGCGGGGCCGGCUCCACACACCCGGAACUCCAAGCUGCCUCCCCUCCCAGGAAGUGGCUCCAUGUUGGAAAAUUACGGCGGCAGUGGGGGCGGCGGGCCGGCGGGGCUGCUUCCCAACCCACGGCUGUCCGAGCUGUCCGCGAGCGAGGUGACCAUGCUGAGCCACCUGCAGGAGCGCCGCGACAGCUCCACCAGCACGGUCAGCUCGGCCUACACCGUGAGCCGCCGCUCCUCCGGCAUCUCCCCCUACUUCUCCAGCCGCCGCUCCAGCGAGGCCUCGCCCCUGGGCGCCGGCCGCCCGCACAAUGCCAGCUCCGCCGACUCCUACGACCCCAUCUCCACCGACGCGUCGCGGCGCUCGAGCGAGGCCAGCCAGUGCAGCGGCGCCGGCUCGGGGUUGCUCCAGCUCACGCCCGCCCAGCAGUACAGCCUGCGGGCCAAGUACGCGGCCGCCACGGGCGGACCGCCGCCCACGCCGCUGCCCGGCCUGGAGCGCGUGAGCCUGCGGACCAGGCUGGCGCUGCUGGAUGCGCCCGAGCGCGCGCUGCCGGCCACCUGCCCGCACCCGAUCGGGCCACGGCGGGGCAGCGACGGGCCGGCCUACGGCCACGCCGGGCCAGCACCCGCCUUUCCCCACGAGGCGCCGGGCUGCGGGGCGCGGCGGGCCAGUGAUCCAGUGAGGCGGCCCGACACCCUGGCGCCCCCGCGGGUGCAGCGCUUCCACAGCGCCCACAACGUGAACCCGGCCCCCCUGCCACCCUGCACCGAGAGGCGAGGCCUCCGCCUGCAGAGCCACAUGAGCGCCGACGGCGGCCUGGCCCGCGGCGCCUACUCUCCCCGGCCGCCCAGCAUCAGCGAGAAUGUGGCGAUAGAGGCCCUGGCGGCGGGGGCGGACGGGACGGGCCCCGAAGUCAGCCUCGAGCUGCCUGAGGAUGACCUCGUGCUGCCCGAUGACGUGGUGCAGUACAUUAAGGCACAUGCCAGCGGUGCCCUGGAUGAGGGCACCCCGCAGGUAUAUCCCCCGGAAAGCACCUGCUUCUCUGAGAACCCCAAACUGCCCAGCCCAGGGCUGCACGGCCAGCGCAGAAUAGCGGCUGCAGAUUCCAACGUGGGCCCCUCCAACCCUGCGCUGGGCGGCUGCCAGUUGGGCUAUGGUGCUCCCUCCAGCCUGAACAAAAACAGCAUGCCUGUGCAGUGGAAUGAGGUGAGCUCUGGCACCAUGGACGCCCUGACCAGCCAGGUGAAGCCUCCGCAGCCCUUUACACAGGGCAACCUAGCUGUGGUACAGCAGAAACCAGCCUUCAGCCAGUAUCCAGGCUACAGUUCCCAAGGCCUGCAGCCAAGCCCCGGGGGCCUGGACGGCUCGCAGCCACACCUUCAGCCCUGCAGCGGAGCCCCCUCUGCGCCCAGGGUUAAUUAUAUUCAGCAGCUUCGGCAGCCAGGCCCAGGUGGCCAGUGUCCCAGCAUGGCCAUGGCUGUGAGCCCCCACACCAGCUACAGCCAGGCCCACCCCCAGCUGAGCCCCAGUACUAUGGGUGGGGCCCUGAACCAGUUCCCCCGAUCCUGUAACAACAUGGCAGCCAAGCCAGGCCACCUAGGGCUCCCCCAACAAAUGGAGGUUGCUCCUGUCCCCACCAUGAUGGGCAGCAGCCAUAGGGAACUUGGGAUCCCCAGUUCCACCCUGGCUGGGAUGCCACCACCUCACCCAGCCCAGAGCUACCCACAGCAGAGCCAUCACCUGGCAACUGCCAUGGGUCAGGAGGGCUACCGCCAAGGCCCCAACCUCCUGCCUUCCCACCAGCCUGGCUUCAUGGAGCCCCAGCAAGGCACAGUGGGGGUGGCUGGAUCAAGCUUUGGCCUAGUGCAACCCCGGCCACCUCCCGAGCCCAGCCCUGCUGGCCGCCACCGUGGGGUGCGUGCUGGGCAGCAGCUGGCCUAUGCCAGGGCCACUAGUCAUGCCAUGGCUGCAGGGUUAGCCAACCAGGAGACGGCAGAGUCUGUGCCCAAGGGAACAAUGGGCAGCAUGUUGUCACUGCCUCCGCAGCCACCCCCGCAGGACACAGGCGCGGCCCAGGACCACAGCAUGCUCUACUACUAUGGCCAGAUCCACAUGUACGAGCAGAACGGAGGCCUCGAAAACCAGGUAGGCUGCCAGGUCAUGCGGCCCCAGCCACCACAGCCACAGGCCUGCCCGGACAGCAUCCAGCCCCAGCCCUUGCCCUCGCCAGGGGUCAACCAGGUGUCCAGCACUGUGGACUCCCAGCUAUUGGAGGCCCCCCAGAUUGAUUUUGACGCCAUCAUGGAUGAUGGUGAUCACUCCAGCUUGCUCUCAGGCGCCCUGAGCCCCAGCCUCCUGCACAGCCUCUCCCAGAACUCCUCCCGCCUCACCACCCCCCGGAACUCCCUGACGCUGCCCUCCAUCCCCACGGGCAUCAGCAACAUGGCCGUUGGGGACAUGAGCUCCAUGCUUACCAGCCUGGCCGAGGAGAGCAAGUUCCUGAACAUGAUGACCUAAGGCCCCAGCCCCUGGUGCUGAGCGGACCCGGAGGGACCAUCGCUUCCCAGAGGAUGGGGCUUUUGUCCAUUUCAUCUUUUUCCAAAAAAGUAUUAAAUAGGUCUGAGGGAGUUUGGCCAGUGGCUGGUUCAGGCCACAGAUGCUUUAAAGGCAUGUUCAUGUGCCUCCUAUCUGGUCUUCUUGUAGAUUAUUUUUCAGAAUACUGGAAAAAGUCUCAAUGGGAAAGUCAAGGCAGGAAUGAAAAACUCGUUUACACAGUGCUUCCCAGCCUUUGAUGUUUAUAGGACCACUCUGUUCUGGCUUCGUCACCGCUGUCAUUUGGCUAAUGAAGGACUGCAUUGGCCAAGGGCCUUCCAAGUCCAUGAAGAAAGAGGGGAGAGGAACCACAUAUGGGUUUGAAUCUGAAAGCCAUACUGGAGAUGCUAAUCCAGGAAGAGAAGCUUCUUAUUCUGGAGCCUGCGAGUUAAAGGAAUUCCUGGCCCACUGGAAUUUCUUCUAUGAAGCUUAAUUCUUGAGGCCUUUAACACUUCUCUUGCCAUGGAGGGGGGAAAAAAAGAUUUUCCCUGGAUGAUUUGGAAGAGGACAUCCUGAUUCCAGGUUUGGUAGAGCUGGCAUCUCUACCCCGCAAAGCCAAGUUUGCAGACUGUCCAAGUGUAUGUGAAGGAAGAAAGUAUGGAAGUAUUGCCCCAAAAAGGAAAGAAAAAAGUGUAUCAUCCUCAGGGCAAGCCCAGAAGUUGCCCUGGCCUAUCCAGACCAUGUUUACAGUAUUCAUGCGUGUAGAAUGUAGCCCUUCCUGAAAAGAACACGUUUCUAAAUACCUCGGGGCUGCUGGAGCUGCUGUGGGUUAGGGAUGGACCCAGGUGAGCUGAAUCGGCGUGGGCUGGGGCCUUAAUAAAGUGAGUUGGGCAUCUAGGUUCCAGCCUCCGGCCUCCCUAGAAGUCUCCCAGUAGGAAGAGGAAGUUGCAUGUUUACCCAACCCUGCACUCUCCACCCACUCAACCUUGGAAAACCCUGGGGCUUGAUGGCAGCUUCUACCCAAGUUCCUCCAGGCCAUGCUGUCUGCUCAUCGGCAGCCCAGCGGUCUACCCCAAGCCACAACAUGCAGGCCUCGUAUCUUCUGGAUUCCUUUGCCUCUGCCCUCCUGUUCAUUUCACAGAGAACAAUGGCAUGCAUGAUGUUUUG